AGAUUCAACUCAGGACUAAACACAGAGAUAAUAUUGAGAUUUUCAGUUGCACAACAUUUUACGCGUCCAGGAAUGACCUCAGGGGCGCGGAUGCCCCAUCAAGGAGCUCCCAUGGGGCCUCCAGGACCCCCAUAUGGAGGAACUCCACAGAUCCGGCCAGGGAUGCCAAAUCCAGCCCUCGACCCCAACCGAAAACGCCCCGCCCCAACCCAGCCUGUGCAACCUCCCCCUGUCCAGAACCGUUCCAGAAAGAAACCACUUGGAUUUCCGGCAGCAAAUGAGAUAUCAGCGAGACAGAUGGACAUGAGAGAAGCCCAGUCAGAUCCUGCAAUUGGAUCCAAUGCCAAGAGAAGAAAAAUGGCAGACAAGAUUCUCCCUCAGAGGAUUCGCGAACUGGUGCCAGAGUCGCAGGCAUACAUGGACCUCCUGGCCUUUGAGCGAAAACUUGACCAAACUAUUAUGAGGAAGCGAGUGGAUAUACAGGAGGCGCUCAAAAGACCAAUGAAGCAAAAGCGGAAGCUGCGAUUGUACAUUUCCAACACUUUCAACCCUGCCAAACCUGACACGGAGGACUCUGAGGGCAGCAUCGCAUCCUGGGAGCUGCGCGUAGAGGGCAAGUUGUUGGAUGAUCCUGGAAAACAAAAGAGGAAAUUUUCAUCUUUCUUUAAGAGCCUUGUUAUCGAACUUGACAAAGAUCUGUAUGGCCCUGACAACCACUUAGUGGAGAUAGCGCUGAAACAUGCGGCGAAAAUUGGGGAAACGCAAUGGCACCGCACCCCAACGACCCAGGAGACAGAUGGUUUCCAGGUGAAGAGGCCUGGAGAUGUGAAUGUGCGCUGUACUCUCUUGCUCAUGCUGGAUUACCAGCCUCCUCAGUUUAAGCUGGAUCCUCGUCUUGCCCGUCUACUUGGCAUCCACACUCAGACCCGCUCCUGCAUCAUCCAGGCUUUGUGGCAGUACGUCAAAACCAACAAGCUGCAGGACUCUCAUGAGAAAGAGUACAUCAACUGUGAUAAAUAUUUCCAGCAGAUUUUUGACUGUCCUCGUCUAAAGUUCUGUGAAAUCCCUCAGCGACUUACCAACCUGCUGCUGCCGCCUGAUCCUAUCGUGAUCAAUCACAUUAUCAGGUGACUGCUCAUAAAUGUAGAAUUGA
Messenger RNA from Danio aesculapii, 1153 nucleotides. RefSeq names its product SWI/SNF-related matrix-associated actin-dependent regulator of chromatin subfamily D member 3-like. NCBI's taxonomy places the organism in Eukaryota, Metazoa, Chordata, Actinopteri, Cypriniformes, Danionidae. Gene Ontology annotation, biological process: regulation of transcription by RNA polymerase II. The transcript has 11 exons. Bases 73 to 1131 code for a protein of 352 amino acids. The record is from RefSeq and is a predicted model, not a curated record. Gene Ontology annotation, cellular component: nucleus; SWI/SNF complex.